UCGUGACAUCACCUAGAAUAGUUUCUUUUUUGAUUUAUCACAAUGUAAUUUUUCCAAUAAUAUUAAAAAAUGAUUAUUUAAUCAAUCAAAUACAUAACAAUAAAACAAAGGUACUUAGGUAAUAAGCUUAGUAGUGUAUUGUAAUCUAAUUAGAGAAUAAAUUAAGCUCCAAAAUGGGAAGUUUACAAAAUUUCGUACCAGCAAUGACCCAUUGGUGUUUUGGCAUAACAAUUCUAGUGGGUUUAGUGGCAUCAGAAUUCACUGGAGCUGAAUCAAUUAUUGGAAUUUUCAUCGCUGGAUGCACCUCAACACUAUCAGCUUUAUGUAGCUGUACAACUAUUGUCACCAAUGAAAUGGAUCAAAUAAAACGAAAACGCCUACCAAAUUUGUUGGGUUUCUUGAUAAUUUGGUUGGAUAUUUUGACUAAUCUUGUGGCUGCGGCUACUUGUGCCAGAUUGGCAAGUGCCACUGUAGAUUAUAUCAGUCAGGGUCAUUUUAGAGAGUUUUUGUUCGGGUUGGAACAACACUCCUUGGGAGAGCCUUGGCCUGACGUUUUAGGAGUGACCAUUAUUCUGGUUGUUACUGUACUGUUUAUGAUGGGAUUAGAGAGAUCUUCGACAAUAUCAGCGUUAUUGUUUCUAGCUUUAUUGUGCAAUUUUGCCUUUUUCACAUUCAUUGGAAGUUUUCAUACUGUCAAUAAUUUCCAGAAACUUAUGGAUUCCUUCAAGAUACAUUCACCAAGAAUGGUUCUAAAAGCCUCAGCUAUAUGUUCUUUCGCAUUCGUCCACAAAAUGCCUUCGACAUCGAAAAACAACUGUCUAAGAAUAGCAACGAUAUUUUUCAUGCCUCUCCUAUUCUACACGGUUUUAACUAUAAUUUUCAAUUUGAUGACCCACUAUAGAGAACUAGACGGUACUGCCAUACCCUUGAUCCAAGUGUUCCAAAACAGAGAUGUGGAUUGGGCCAGGCCUGUACUAGCCGUUUGCACUAUUUGUGUGGCUUGUCUGCUUCUAACCGAAGUACUGCCGUGUGUUUAUUAUUCUUUUGUACGAUUGGCCAGUAAAGAGUGGAGAGUAUUUGUAAGCUCUAUUCAGUACCAAAGCAGACUAACUGGAGCACCAGUUUUAGCUAUUUUUGCAGCAGGUAGUUUAACAGCCAUUUUAGCAUUUGCUUGCCCUUUGUCACACUUGAUAAAACUCCUAAAUGUUUCCUGUUUAAUCAAGUGCACAUUGAACUCUUGCCAAUUAGUCUACACAAGAUACAGGCCUGAUAUUUUGCGCCCCAAUCCAGAAGGCCCCACAAAUAUACAUUACAGUAAAUUGAAUCAAAGUGGGCCUGGCAGAUCAGCUACGAGGCAACAUCAAGUAUCGAUUAGGGAAAAACUUAGAGGGUUUUUCGGUAAGACGCCUCAGUACAUACACAAAUUGAGUUCGCCUAAAGCGGCUUCAGGAAUUGUCAGGAAAAUUCCUAGGGAUAAGACAAAGCGUAGUGUUGAAGAACAAGAAUGUCUUCUUUUUGAAGACUACAACACGAAAUCGUUAAACAUGGACAUUGAUAGUAGUUCGGAAAAUGAAGAAAAUGAAAUGGAAAUAAUGUCUUGCAGUGAAGGUGAAAAUUCUGAUAGUUCCACUGAUAUUGAUGUUAUAGUUGAAGAGUAUUGGGAAGGAUUAAGGGUUUCAACAUUAGGCAAAUUCAACGAAAAAAAUCCAUCCACACAAACAACGUCCAUUAUAGUAAUCGUGUGCCUAAUUUUAACAACUUCAGCAGCUGUAGGUGUGGCCUUAUAUAUUUUUCAUAUUGUUAAUUUUUAUUGGCCAUAUAUUUUGGUUAUUUGUAUAGGAACUUUAAUAAUAAUGGGCCUACCAGAAAACGCCUCAGAAAAAUCUAAACCCACUCUACUACCAUCUUUACUAUUCCCAUUAUUCCACUCAUUGUCAAUUACGAUGAACACAAUUAUGGUUUCAAUAAUUAUUAUUAACGUGUGGCAAGGAAUAGUGUUUUGGACCAUUGCAGGCCUUCUUCUUUAUUGGAAAUGCGAUUGUUGCCAGUGCGGAGUGCUAGAACCUCUAGUAGCCAGAGCAACAUCCAAAGUUGACGCUGAACAUAUUAUUUACGAGUACAAAGAGCAUCUUACGGAUAGCAUUAUUGUGGCCAGAUGACAUCCGGAUUUCCUCGAUGAUGAAACGUUAAUUACAGAGUCAGAUGAUGAUAACUGAAAAAGAAAAUUGAAUAUGAAUAUUAGUUUUUAUAAAAAAUGGGCACUAUUAAUUGUUAGAAUAAGUUUCAAGAUUCUAGCUAGAAUAAUUUAUUAGCAAUUAUUGUUCCUAUGGAUUAUUUGGAAUUGAACUGUUUCUAAGCUUAUUUAUAAUAGUAUUUUAUCAAUGAUCGAUUGGGCAAAUUACUUCUGUAAAAAUAGGUAUUUGUUAUUAAGUGUUCUUCUAUCAAAUUGUUGAAAAAAUGUCCUUUAAAAUACAAGCAUUGCUUUAUUUUUAA
Messenger RNA from Ceutorhynchus assimilis (cabbage seed weevil), 2493 nucleotides. Lineage: Eukaryota; Metazoa; Arthropoda; Insecta; Coleoptera; Curculionidae. The record is from the annotation of a GenBank genome assembly.